AUGUCUGGGGAAAAAAUGGAUGUAGACUCACCGGCUCCUGAGCAGCCUGAAGUUGAUGUUAAACAUGCGGAAGAAAGAGCAAUGGAUGAAAUCGUUGCUGUCUUAUCAGAGAUUUCAAAGACUGCUUCCACAUUAGAUACUUAUUUUGUUUGGAGAGGUCUUAAAGAAGUUGGUACCUUGAGGAAGCAACAUCUAAAAAAAGAGAUCCUAUCAGCGUUAGUUCAUGUGUUGUAUCCAGAUGGUAGUGAUUUCAAGAUUCCAUUGUUAAAGGCCAUUAAUGAUAAUAAGAAGAGUAGCGUUAACAAAGCAGAUGAAAUCAGGUCUGGUUACCCAGCAUCAUUUUAUGAGGUGGUCGGUGAGAAAAAGAUCGAGGUAGCGGCAGAAGUAAACAGUUUUGUCCAUUUACUAGUGGUACUUUACCUAUUGGAUAGUGGCAAAUAUGAAGAAUUGGAAAAUUUCAAUAAGAAAAUUGUUAUCCCUAAACUAUUGGAAUUUUAUAACCAAAGGUUUCUCGAUCUAAUCAAUGCAAAAUUGUGGUUUUAUGUGGUCAUUUGUGAUGAAAAAUUGGGCAGAACUUCUGAUCCAGUUACAAGAGCUAAGAUGAUUAAAUUUUUCAAGACAGCCUCAUUGAAACAUGAUAAUGAGACCAAGGCAAUGCUAAUAACUUUAAUCAUGCGUAGUUUCUUAUCAGGAGGUGAAGUGGAAGCUGCAUCUGAUUUCGUUAAUAAGGUGGAAUUUACCCCAACAGAUGUUUCAAGUCCAGUGGAGGCUCGUUAUUAUUUCUAUUUGUCCAAGAUAAGCGCUAUUCAGCUGGACUACACAAGCGCCAAUGAAUAUAUCAUAGCAGCAAUUAGAAAGGCACCUAAUACUCCAAACAGUUUAGGGUUUUUGCAACAGGCAAAUAAAUUACACUGUGUCAUCGAGUUACUAAUGGGUGAUAUUCCUGAAUUAUCAUUUUUCCAUCAACCAAACAUGCAGAAGUCUUUGGAACCUUAUUACCAUUUAACCAAGGCGGUAAAACUAGGUGAUUUGAAAAAAUUUACCUUAGCAAUUUCCAAAUACAAAUCCAGAUUGAUCAAAGAUGGGAAUUACCAAUUGUACGUUCGUUUGAGAUCAAACGUUAUUAAGACAGGUAUUAGAAUUAUUUCAUUGACUUACAAAAAGAUUUCAUUGAAGGAUAUUUGUCUGAAAUUACGUUUGGAUUCUGAACAAACAGUUGAAUAUAUGAUUUCCAGAGCCAUUAGGGAUGGUGUCAUUGAGGCGAAGAUCAAUCAUGAGAAGGGUUACAUCGAGACAAGUGGAUUACUCAACAUCUAUGAUACCGAAGAUCCUCAAGAGGUAUUUGACCAAAGAAUUACUUUUGUCAAUCAAUUGCAUGACGAAAGUAUCAUGGCUAUGAGGUACCCUGAAGAUAACAAAAAUAAGAAUAAUGGAUCUCAAGAGGAUGAAUUUAUAGAUGGUGAGUUGCUUGAUGAUAUUUCGGACUUCUCAGACAUCGACGAUUUGGGAUUCUUAUGA
Messenger RNA from Zygosaccharomyces rouxii, 1518 nucleotides. RefSeq names its product proteasome regulatory particle lid subunit RPN3 (gene RPN3). The transcript has a single exon. Gene Ontology annotation, biological process: regulation of protein catabolic process; ubiquitin-dependent protein catabolic process. The record is from RefSeq and is a predicted model, not a curated record. The coding region runs from base 1 to 1518 and encodes 505 amino acids. Gene Ontology annotation, molecular function: enzyme regulator activity. Gene Ontology annotation, cellular component: proteasome regulatory particle, lid subcomplex; proteasome complex. Lineage: Eukaryota; Fungi; Ascomycota; Saccharomycetes; Saccharomycetales; Saccharomycetaceae.